Messenger RNA from Striga asiatica, 417 nucleotides. NCBI's taxonomy places the organism in Eukaryota, Viridiplantae, Streptophyta, Magnoliopsida, Lamiales, Orobanchaceae. The record is from the annotation of a GenBank genome assembly.
AUGGAGGAAAAAAUCAACCUUAAUGGAGGCUGUGAUUUUUUCUCUUGGGUCGACCCUCCUACCUGUGACCGGCCUGAAAAAAUCAUGCCUGGGUUAGUGAAGAAGAUGAAGGCACUGGAGAGAGCAAAUGAAAACUUCAAAUUUGAGAAUACCAAAUUGGAGGAGAAGGUUGAAAAACUGGAGGAGAAAAUUGAAAAAUUACAGAAAAAGGUUGAAAAAUUGCAAGCAUUGAACAAGAGGUUGGUUGAAAAGAAAGAAAAAAUGGAGAUGAAAAUGGGGUUUGCAUUGGCUAUAGCAGCUUUGUUGUGUAGAGAAACAGAGAAGGAGGAUAAUGGAAGACAACAGCUUGCCCAGCAUUUCAUUGUCAAAACUCAACUGCACAACUCAACCAUUUCAUUGUCAACUAAACUCAACUGA